Rhineura floridana is the source of this 6325-nucleotide messenger RNA. RefSeq names its product sperm flagellar 2 (gene SPEF2). Gene Ontology annotation, cellular component: sperm midpiece; manchette. Gene Ontology annotation, biological process: sperm axoneme assembly. Bases 160 to 5775 code for a protein of 1871 amino acids. Gene Ontology annotation, molecular function: calcium ion binding; protein binding. The transcript has 38 exons. Lineage: Eukaryota; Metazoa; Chordata; Lepidosauria; Squamata; Rhineuridae. The record is from RefSeq and is a predicted model, not a curated record.
CGCCACCUUCGCUCUGCCGGGCGGGUAAGCCCUUCGCUGCUUUCUCGUCAGCGCCGGCGCGGGCGGGUUGGUAGUCAUGGUGACGGGACGCGGAGCUGCGCUCGAGCCGGUCUCGAGCCAAGUGGGAAAGAGGACGAGGAGCCGGGAUCGCUCGCGGCCAUGACUGACAUUCUGUGCGAUUGGCUGAACAGAGAAGUGAAGCUUUCGCGGGCAGUGAAUCCAGAGUCUUUUGCCAGUGAAUUUUCUUCUGGUUAUCUCAUUGGAGAACUUCUCAACAAGUUUGAACUUCAGAAUGACUUUGCUCAGUUUUCGCAAAGCAGGGUUGCCAGUGCAAAACUUAACAACUUUUCUCGCAUGGAGCCCACCCUUCAACUUUUGGGUGUGCAGUUUGACCAAAACGUGGCUCGAAACAUCAUGACAGAGCAGCCUGGAGCUGCCACCAAACUCAUCUACCAAUUAUACGUGGCUCUAGAGAAAAAGAAAAAAGCAGGACUCACUGGAGUUGCCAUGGAUGCAAUGAGACCCUCGGCUCCUGCAAAGCUCAAGAGUGUAGGAACUGAAAUGUAUCGAGAGCGCCUUAAAACUCUAGUGCCACGUCAGGCAGACCUGUCACUCCAGCAGAUUUCGGACAACUUUCACAACAAAACCAAGGACCUGGAAAGUAAGAUAGCUCGUAUGCAAUUUGUGGAGCAACAACAAGCAAAGAAAAUCCAGCAGGAAAAGAAAGUUCAAGACGUGGAAUAUAAAACUGUAGAAAGAAAAAGGCAACAUGAAAUAAUGGCCAAAAUUCAAGCAGCAAUUAUCCAGAUUCCCAAGCCAAUGCUGCAGCGUCCUGUGAAGGCAAUCGAAGACCAAAAAUAUCUGAGAAAGAAGAAGGAAGCAGAAAACACAUAUGCAGAAAUUAACAAGUUUGAAAAGCAGAUGAAGAAAGAGAGCACUAUGCCUACAGUCUCCAAACUCUCUGAGAGCAUGAUGCAUACAGUAAUGCAUGCACAAGAACUAAAUGCUACAACCCCAGCAAUCACUGAGCUCUUGAAUACCUACUCGGAUGAUGAAUAUAUCAGGAAAAUUCAGAAACGUCUAGAGGAAGAUUCCUUUGCUCGCGAACAACGGGAAAAAAGGCGUCGGAAGAUGUUAAGAGAGCAAUUGAUAGCCCAUGAAGCACAAGAAGAGGCCUAUAGAGAAGAGCAGCUCAUCAACCGACUGAUGAGACAGUCCCAGCAGGAGCGGAGGAUUGCUGUACAACUUAUGCAUGUGCGGCAUGAGAAAGAAGUGAUGUGGCAGAACAGGAUUUACAGAGAAAAACAGUUUGAGGAAAGACGGCUCAAAGAAUUCCAAGAAGCUCUUGACAGAGAGGAAGCUCUUGCAAAACAAGAGAAAAUUGAGCUUGAGGAACAGGCCUUCAGAGAAAAACAGCUGCAUGCAAAACUUGCUGCCGAAAGAGCUGAGGCUCGUUAUAAGAAGCAUUAUUCAAUUUGUUGGGAAGUGGUUGAACAAAUCAUUGACUUGUCAACUAAAAUAGGAGAAUAUCGAACACUGACAAACAACUUAAUCCCAGCAAAGCUGGUGCGUGACUGGAAAGAGCUGUUCUUAAAAGGAAAACCAAUUUAUGAGCAAGCUGAGAUCGAUCCUUUGCCAACUGACCCAUCUCCAGAACAAUUAGUAGAACUGGACAAAAUGAAUUUACUAGAUGAAAAAGAUUAUGAUGAAUAUAAGUCUAUGAUUGAGGAGUGGUACCCAUCUGAAGAUAUCAGAGCAAAUAAACCUCCAGCCAGUAACCCAAUACUGGGCCAUGUAAUUCAUAGACUGAUGGAAAUCAUCUAUCCUCCAGGGCCUGAACCACCUGCACCUGUAUUUUCCCCGUUUCCUAUCAAGGGAUGCAUUUUGGGAAAGCUUUACAGUGGGAAAAGCACCUGUUUAAAGUUUUUGGAAGAAGUUUGCAAUAUCCAGGUGAUGUCUAUUGAUAAAUUGAUCACAGAAGCAAUCAAUGCCUUCCGUGAGAAUGAGAUGGGAAGUGAAUUAAGCCUGCUUCAAACCAAAGUGCAAGAGCCUUCCUUGAAUCAAAUUGACGUCCUGAAGGCAGCUUCCAGGGCUUCACUGAUGGCAUUAAAAGCUCAUGACUUACUGGAUAUGAACUCCAAUGCACCAUUUCAGGAGGACCAGAAAGAACUUGCCCAGAAAUCACCUUCGAUUCAAAUAAGUGACCAAGAGGAGAUGAGUGACCCUGGGGAUGAAUUCACCAAACUUUCUAUUCGUGCUCAGCUUGGUGCAGCAGCAGAGACCUUAUUAAAGAAAGGGAAGAGCAUUCCAGAUCAAUUGCUAGUCGGCAUCAUGGUGGAGGCUAUUAGUCGACUGCCGCCAGAAAAUGGCUGGAUCAUGGAUGGGUUUCCAAUGACACUGAAUCAGGCCAAACUGCUUGAAAAGGCAUUGACGGGGCGAGAUCCUGACCAGGCAGAAGCAAAGGCCAAAAGCUUGAAAAAAUCCGUAUUGGUUAUAGAUCCAUCGGCUCCCAAAGAGCCACCUGUACACCUACCGGCUCUUGACUUUGCUAUAUUGCUAGAUGCUUCGGACGACAUUGUGCUGGACCGGGUGGCAGGUAGCAAGUCUGAGUUCUAUCAAAGCAGGCAAGAAGAAGGCGACCAAAUUUCAGAAGUCCGAUUCCAGCAAAGAGAAAAAUUAGAUUAUGUGGAGAACCAGAUGCAGCACAGAAUUAUAGGUUUCCUGAACACAUGGCCCAAACUGGAAACCUGGUAUUCUGAGCAGCAAAAUAUACUGAUAAAGGUCAAUGCAGAGAUGGAGGAAGGUCUUAUGUGUCAAAGGGUAAAAGAAAUUUUAAUGGAAGAAAUGGUUAAAAUCAAAAAUAAACGCAAAGAAAAGGAAAAGAGAGAAGCUGAGAAGCUGAAAGCGCAAGAAAUUAUCCACCUUUUGCCGCAAGAAGAGGCACCGACAGUUACGGCAGAUAAAGUGGAGGAAGCUGCCUCUCCUGUCUCUCCAGAACUGCUGGAGCCACCACCUGCAGCACCUAAAGCAUCUAAAGAAUCCCCUUCAACAGAGUUACAUGUGAAAGGUAAAAAAGGAAAGAAAGAUGAAGCAGCCAAAGGAAAAGAUGCAGGAGGUAAACCAGGCACUCCACGAGGAAAAGGACAAGGGAAGUCUGUGCCACCUUCACCUGAAGACAUAUUGCCUCCUGUUCCUGUAGAGCCACCUCCAAUUAAACCAGGAUCAGAUGAAUGGGUUUACAUCGAUGAACCACUUCCUCAAGAAGUGCCCGAAUUUUUAGUUCCUUACUGGGAAACUGUGGAGAAAACUUAUGUGAAUAAUAUCAAAGCUACACUUCGAUGUCUCAGAGCUGAACAGCAUGUUAUCAUUUAUUAUCUAUCAGACAUUAGAAACCAUUUCAAGGAAUAUUUGAAACGCCCAGACCACAAGCAGGAGUUUGUGACUCAGUGGCAAGCAGAUUAUAACUCGGUAGCUGAUGACCUGUGGGAUGAUGAUGAAACGAAAGAAGAGUUACACCAAAGAGUUACUGACCUAAGGGAUCGUCUGUGGGAUAUCUGUGAAAAUAGGCGGGAUGAAGCGGAGCAAGAGCGAAGCGAAAUCAUGAAUGAUGGCUGGUUGCCGGACCAUAUGGGGCUUCUGAUGAACCACAUCUUUUCACUUAUGCAGAAUGAAGUGGACCGUUUCCAGGACACCAAGAGACUUUUGCAUGACUAUUAUAGAGGAAUGGAAGGCAAAAUCCCAACUGAGACCAUCACCGAGUUUACCAGAAUACCCUUGAUAGAUCUAAUUGACCGAGAACAAUCCAUGGAAGAGGGCAAGACUAGAAUAAUUCCUCUGACUGCUCACAGAUCUCCUUCUCCAGAAGGGACAAAGGAUAAGAGCAAAACAUUUCCAGUCAAGGUCAAGGAUGAUCUGUUUUCUGAAAGUAUAAUAUUUAAUUUUGGCCCAGAAGAGAAAAUGAUCACUGAGACCUAUCACAAUAUUGUAACAGCAAUAUCUAACAUGGUUACUACUGAAAUACAGUCAAAAGAGGCAGAGGAAGAAAAAGAGCGGCUGCUGCAAGAAAUGAAAGAAAAAGAGCGCCUGAAAUCUUCACAAGCAGUUGCUGGCAAAGGAGGCAAAGAAGGGAAAGGGAAAGGCGGGAAAGGAGGAAAGGAGGCAAAAGGCGGGAAGGAAGGCAAAGGCGGGAAGGAAGGCAAAGGCGGAAAAGAGGCCAAAGGAAAGGAAGGCAAAGAGGGCAAAAAGGGAAAAAAGAAAGAUUCUCCAACAGUGACUGAAGCAACACCGAUUCCUUUAUCCCCAGAAGAACUGAAGAAGCAAGAACUGAAGCUUAAAAUGAAGCAAGAAUAUUUUGCUGCACUGGAGCAUGAAGCGGAGGCUGCAAAAUCUCGACUGGAGCUGUUAAAAAUUAAAGCAUUAGCCUUCUCUGAGGAACUACAAACAAAAGCAGAACUAACAUACAGGAAUAUGGAAAAAUGGCUUGGAGAGAGAUUCUUAGCUGAAAUGGCCAGUGUUGACAAAUUAACCGAGGUGGCCCGCAACCAUAUUGAGACGUCUACCCGAAUCCAGUAUGAAUUAGUUCUAGAAGGGACAGAUUUUUACAUUAACGGUGAUAUCAAAGUAUUUCCAGAUCCUCUUCCUCCACCUCGUCCUCCUUCUGUAGAAACCGCUACAAAUGGUACUCUAACUAUUUCACAGCUUAGCACUCUUCAUAAACAGUUUCUACAGGUGGCACCUAAAGGUUUAAUACCAAGUAAAAUGUUCAUUGACAUUGUUUUUGACUUGAUCACUUUGAAUCUUGGCUCCAACUUGCUUCCUGAUGCUUGGCUGCACCUUUCCAUUUAUGAUUUGCAAAGCCUGGCAUCGCUGUUAACUGUGAACUCGGACACUGUGGACUGGCGUAGGUUCUUGCAAGCAGCAUCCCAGCCUUGGCCUCAGCCCUCAGUGAUGGAGCUGCUUGAAACGCUGCAGAGAUUCCAGGAUGUGGAUAAAGAUGCAUCAGGCUUUGUCACACAAGAAGAAUACAAUCAGGUUGGUCUAUGGUUCAAAAGCAGUGAAGAUUUAGUCAUUCCAGAAAGUCCUACGGAACCAUUGCCAUUUAACCGUCAGGAGCACCUUAUACAAUUUUUCUUCACUUUAUUUGCUGAUCCUGAAAAAGUCCCUCCUCAGCUAAACUACACCGAGAUGCUCCUUCAUUUUGCCUCCCAUCCUGAUUCUAUUGACGGUGUCUAUCGGGCCCUCAGUAUUGCAACAGGAACGUACAUCCACAGGAAAAAAGAGCAAAAGUCUCCUAUUCCCCAUUUGUUCGUUCCUUCUGCUGAGCAGCUGAUAACAGCAAGCGAGGGACACAAUGAACAGGAAGAGGAGGAGGCUGGGGAGGAAGGUGAAGAGGAAGAAGAGAAGGAAAAAGAAGAUGAAGCCCUGUCUUUCACCAACGAAGGAAAAAUCUCUCUGGCUACUCUACUCAGAGUGUUCCAGCAUGAAACAAACAAAGCUGCUGACAACCACAGAUUUAGUGGUUAUCUGAAACCGGAGGAUGAUUAUGAGCAUUUCAUUAAGGUAUACUGGGAUCUUGGAUCUGAAGAUUUGGAACCCAUCAAAGUAGCACUUCUUCUGAAACAUCCCUUCAUUCAAGACUUGAUUAACAACUACCAGGGGUACAGACUUAAUACAAUUUACGGGACAGCUGGAACGCUCCCAUGGGUCAGGGGCAACCAUCUGAGAGGGUUGAGCAAAUGGAGCACACUGAUGAUUGUGUUAAAAGGGUUCAAAUAAUAGGAAUUCCCCUCACAAAUAACAACUUUUAAAAUAUGAACCAACAAAGGAUUUUAAAACGAUUCUGCAGAGAGCGGAUCAAACACAUCCAAUUAAUGGAGAAAACGUCAUGUUUUAACUUAAAAUAUAAUGGAGUGGGAAGAAUUUUCAAUACAACAGAAGUGUUUCCCAAAUGCUUUCCUGAAUGUUUGGAGUUAAUCCUUACUCAUUUGUGUAGCUGUGUCCUUUAAUUAGCAUAGUAAUGUUUUGUAUGCACUGUAUUUUAAAUAAAAUUCUAUUUGGGCACUGUGAUGUGUAGUGGUUAAAGUGCUGGACUACGACCUGGGAGACCAGGGUUCGAAUCCCCACAUAGCCAUGAAGCUCACUGGGUGACCUUGGGCCAGUCACUGCCUCUCAGCCUCAUGAAAACCCUAUUCAGAGGGACACCAUAAGUCGGAAUCGACUUGAAGGCAGUACAUACACACACAUACACACAUGCUAACAUGAUCUAAAGAACUCAGGGCCAGAGUCAUUUCACACAUUAUGCAGUGGCAAACCAAGGUGUGUUCAC